This is a messenger RNA of Capra hircus (goat), 4081 nucleotides long. RefSeq names its product USO1 vesicle transport factor (gene USO1). Gene Ontology annotation, biological process: transcytosis; endoplasmic reticulum to Golgi vesicle-mediated transport; intracellular protein transport. The record is from RefSeq and is a predicted model, not a curated record. Gene Ontology annotation, molecular function: protein binding. Gene Ontology annotation, cellular component: ER to Golgi transport vesicle membrane; endoplasmic reticulum; cytoplasm. Lineage: Eukaryota; Metazoa; Chordata; Mammalia; Artiodactyla; Bovidae. Bases 214 to 3132 code for a protein of 972 amino acids. The transcript is spliced from 26 exons.
GCCACGUAAUGCCACGUCGCCGCGCAUGCGCAUCUCAACUGGUGGCGGACGCUGUUUCCGGGCUUAGGGGGCUGGAGCGGCCGCCGAGUAGGCUGUGGCGGUGGCGGCCGGGGAGUGCAAAGUGCAGGCUUGGGGGUCAGGCCCUGCGGAGGACAGGGGAAGUUAUCUCUUCUCCCCCGAAAAGGCCGGUAGAGCCCGUGGCUGAGCGGCAAGAUGAAUUUCCUCCGCGGGGUUAUGGGGGGUCAGAGUGCCGGACCCCAGCACACAGAAGCCGAGACGAUUCAAAAGCUUUGUGACAGAGUAGCUUCAUCUACUUUACUGGAUGAUCGAAGAGAUGCUGUGCGAGCCCUCAAAUCGUUAUCUAAGAAAUACCGCUUGGAAGUGGGUAUUCAAGCUAUGGAACAUCUUAUUCGUGUUUUACAAACAGAUCGUUCGGAUUCUGAAAUAAUAGGUUAUGCUUUGGACACACUGUAUAAUAUAAUAUCUAAUGAUGAAGAGGAAGAAGUAGAUGAUGUUGAAGAAGAAAACUCCACAAGACAGAGUGAGGAUUUGGGAAGCCAGUUUACAGAAAUUUUCAUUAAGCAGCAAGAAAAUGUCACUCUUCUCUUAUCUUUAUUGGAGGAGUUUGAUUUCCAUGUCCGCUGGCCUGGUGUGAAGCUUCUUACUUCUCUUUUAAAACAACUAGGGCCUCAGGUUCAGCAGAUUAUUUUAGUCAGUCCCAUGGGUGUUUCAAGAUUGAUGGACUUACUAGCAGAUUCCAGGGAAGUUAUACGUAAUGAUGGCGUCUUACUACUACAGGCACUAACAAGAAGCAAUGGAGCAAUCCAGAAAAUUGUUGCUUUUGAAAAUGCUUUUGAGAGACUACUGGACAUUAUUACAGAGGAGGGGAACAGUGAUGGAGGUAUAGUAGUGGAAGAUUGUCUGAUUCUGCUCCAAAACUUGUUAAAGAACAACAAUUCCAAUCAAAAUUUUUUUAAAGAAGGCUCGUAUAUUCAGCGUAUGAAACCUUGGUUUGAAGUUGGGGAUGAAAAUUCUGGCUGGUCUGCACAGAAAGUGACUAAUCUGCACCUAAUGUUACAGCUUGUUCGUGUACUAGUAUCUCCCAACAACCCUCCUGGUGCUACCAGUAGCUGCCAAAAAGCUAUGUUCCAGUGUGGCUUACUGCAGCAGCUUUGUACUAUCCUAAUGGCCACUGGAGUUCCUGCUGACAUCCUGACUGAGACCAUUAAUACUGUAUCAGAAGUUAUUCGAGGCUGCCAAGUAAACCAAGACUACUUUGCUUCUGUAAAUGCACCUUCAAACCCACCAAGACCAGCCAUCGUAGUACUUCUCAUGUCCAUGGUUAAUGAAAGGCAGCCGUUUGUGUUACGCUGUGCUGUUCUCUACUGUUUCCAGUGUUUCUUAUAUAAAAAUCAGAAAGGACAAGGAGAAAUUGUGUCAACACUUCUGCCUUCCACUAUUGAUGCAACAGGCAAUACGGUCUCAGCUGGUCAGUUGUUAUGCGGAGGUUUAUUUUCUACUGAUUCGCUUUCAAAUUGGUGUGCUGCCGUGGCCCUUGCCCACGCUUUGCAAGAAAAUGCUACCCAGAAAGAACAGCUGCUCAGGGUUCAGCUUGCUACAAGCAUCGGCAAUCCUCCAGUUUCUUUGUUGCAGCAGUGCACCAACAUUCUUUCACAGGGCGAUAAGAUCAACCGACGGGGAAGCAAAAUACAGACAAGAGUUGGAUUACUAAUGUUGCUUUGUACCUGGCUUAGCAACUGCCCCAUUGCAGUGACACACUUUCUUCACAAUUCAGCCAAUGUUCCAUUUCUUACAGGACAAAUUGCAGAAAAUCUUGGAGAAGAAGAACAGUUGGUCCAAGGCUUAUGUGCUCUCUUGUUGGGCAUUUCAAUUUACUUCAAUGAUAACUCUCUUGAGACCUAUAUGAAAGAGAAACUAAAACAACUGAUAGAGAAGAGGAUUGGCAAAGAGAAUUUCAUAGAGAAACUAGGAUUUAUUAGCAAACAUGAGCUGUAUUCCAGAGCGUCUCAGAAACCCCAGCCAAACUUCCCCAGUCCAGAAUACAUGAUAUUUGAUCAUGAGUUUACAAAACUGGUAAAAGAACUUGAAGGUGUGAUAACUAAGGCUAUUUAUAAGUCCAGUGAAGAAGAUAAAAAAGAAGAAGAGGUGAAGAAAACAUUAGAGCAGCAUGACAGUAUUGUGACUCACUACAAAAAUAUGAUUCGGGAGCAAGAUCUGCAACUGGAGGAAUUAAAGCAGCAGAUUUCUACAUUAAAAUGUCAAAAUGAACAGCUCCAGACAGCAGUCACACAACAAGUAUCUCAGAUUCAGCAACACAAGGAUCAAUAUAAUCUUCUUAAAGUACAGCUAGGAAAAGACAGUCAGCAUCAAGGUCCUUACAGUGAUGGGGCUCAGAUGAAUGGCAUUCAGCCAGAAGAAAUUAGUAGGCUGCGAGAAGAGAUAGAAGAAUUAAAAAGUAAUCGGGAACUUUUACAAAGUCAGCUGGCUGAAAAAGACUCUUUGAUUGAAAAUUUGAAAUCUUCCCAACCAUCACCUGGCACAAAUGAACAGUCUUCAGCAACAGCAGGAGAUUCUGAACAAAUUGCAGAGUUAAAACAGGAACUGGCAACUUUAAAGUCUCAGUUAAACUCACAGUCUGUGGAGAUUGCCAAACUACAAACCGAAAAACAGGAGCUGUUACAGAAAACUGAAGCAUUUGUGAAAUCAGCUCCUGUACCAGGAGAGAGUGAAACUGUAAUAGCUACAAAAACUACUGAUGUAGAAGGAAGACUGUCAGCAUUAUUACAAGAAACUAAAGAGUUAAAAAAUGAAAUUAAAGCUCUGUCUGAGGAAAGAACUGCUAUUAAAGAACAGCUGGAUUCAUCUAACAGUACCAUUGCCAUCUUACAAAAUGAGAAAAACAAGCUCGAGGUGGACAUUAUAGAUGCUAAAAGAGAACAAGAUGAUCUCUUGGUGCUGUUGGCCGAUCAAGAUCAGAAAAUAUUUUCAUUAAAGAAUAAACUCAAGGAACUUGGUCAUCCAGUUGAAGAAGAGGAUGAACUUGAAUCUGGAGACCAAGAUGAUGAGGAUGAUGAAGAUGAAGAUGAUGGCAAGGAACAGGGUCAUAUCUAGCUUUAAAAUCUCUAGGAAUGAUAGAGACUGUAUUGUAACUUUGAAGAUGGAGUCUUAAGACAGUGCUCUGGUUUGCCUCCACAGAAAAUAAAGAUUUAGAAACCAAGUGGAAAACAUUCACUAAUAUGACUAUUGAUGUAUUUUUUAAAUGAUGCCACCCAUGUUGAUAAUCCUGUUACUCUAACUUUAUGUAGGAUACACAUCUUUUAUUGAACCGAACUAUCCCAAAAUAUAAUUUGCAAAGAACUAUAGACACCAAAAAUAUACCUUUUUUUUUUCAGGCAUGUGGUGGCAGUGCUAUUUGCCUUAGUUCAUUGGUUGUUUAUGGAAGUUCUGUGUUUGUCUGCUAUUUUUACUUUUCAGAAUUUGUGACUUUUAAGUACUAACACAUUUGAUUUAAUAUAUGUUGGAAUCACUGUUUCUAAAUUAAGUAUUGGAGUUCCUAGCUAAUGAUUUCCUUUUGAAGAAAUGGAUGUACUUAAAGGCAAGAUAGCAUGGUCUGGGGGUAACACAUCAUCAGCCCUUCACCCAGUAUGACUCCUAAUGUGAGCAGGACAAGACAGUUCAGAGUGAGUGCCUUGACACUUGACACGGCGGUGUUCUGUACCUCAGUGAAGAAGGCUGCAGACACGCAGUGAAGAGGAGGAGGUUUCUGAGAAACUUUUCCAACAGUGUAUUAGCAUGUGUUUGGUUUUGGUUUUAUUUUUAGCUAAACAUUAAAACACAUUACAAAUUAACAGCUCAUAACAACUCAGAUUUAGUAUUAUUGUUUGAUUAUUAUAAAACAUAUUAUGUUCCUAGUUUUAAAAAAGACUCAAACUAUGGUUUAUAUAAUUUAUUGGCAUUUUUGCUGAAUAGGUUUAAGUCAGAUCAUAGAUUUUUAAAAAAGCAAUGAAGCAAUGUGUCAAAAUUUAAUGUUUUCGUAAUAAAAAUAGAUAUUAUGUUCACU